ACUUUGGGCGUAUCGUUCUUUUUCCACGGUUCAUCAUGCCUGCUGCCAUUCGUACCGUUUCUGCUGCUGCUGCUGCGGGUCUUGGCUUGUCCGGUGCGAGUUAUUUCUAUUACCGAAAACAAGCUCAACCUGAAAGCAAGGAGAAGGAGAUUCAGGAAUUGGAAUAUAGAGAUUCCCGUCCAUUUACUUUGCUCGAUCCCACUGAAAUCGAUACUCGUCUGCGGUCCGGUCAAAUAGCCACUACUGUCCAGCAGAAAUACAUUAAAGCUAUUUAUACCAAUCGUCUUCCAUCAAACAAUCCCACGGAAGACAACUACAGCGUGAAUACCUUGGCAGGGAAACUGUUUGCUGGUGUCUACGAUGGUCACAUUGGUCCUGAUUGCUCCCGACUCAUUAGAAAACAGCUCCCCAUCUAUGUGGGUCGCGAGUUAAAGAAAGAAAUCCCCAAAACAACCAACCAAGUCCAGGAAGCCAUUACCACGGCUUUUGUAGACCUUGAUCAGGAUAUUCAGCAGCGAUUUUACGAUUUAUUCCCCAAGAACCUCAGCCGAGUCACAGAAAAGGACGUUCAGAACGCCACCCGCCAGCAUGCUCACCCAGAAGUAGCGGAAAUGCAUAUCAAGGAAGCCAUCACAGGAUCAUGUGCAUGCAGCGUUUAUAUUGACGGCGAUAAUGUAUAUGCUGCAAACACCGGUGAUUCUAGAGUUGUCGUUGUUCGUCAAGAGGAAAAUGGAACUUGGACCGGUCGUCGAUUAGUAGAGGAACAAUCGCCUGCUCAUCCAGCUUGGAGAGUCCAUAUGAUCUCGCAGCAUCCAUCGAAUGAAGCGAAUAAUAUUGUGCAACGAAAUCGCAUCUUUGGAUUAAUUGCCGUCGGCGGAUCUUUCGGAGACAUCAUGUACAAGGUGCCAAGAGAAUACCAGAUCAAGGUUCUCCCAUUUAUUCCUUACGAGAUCUACAGUACUUUUGCCCGUUACCAUCAUCGCAUCGUUGUCAACUAUCGUACCCCACCUUAUCUUCAAUCCAAGCCUUUAGUGUCUCAUUAUAAGCUUUCAAAGGGAGACCGAUAUAUCAUUCUUGGCACUGACGGAUUGUGGGACGAAUUGAGCUGGGACAAUGUUCGAAGCGAGAACGGAGAUCAAGUAGCCGCCAACCUCAUGAGCGCAUGGCCACAUAAGCACGAACGUAAUCCAGCAACCCACAUGAUCCGUGAGGCCUUACUCUAUGACGCUGUAUACAAGAACGUCGGUCAACGAGUUCCUGUAUCGAAUGAGACUCUCGAAAUGUCCAAGCGAUUAACAAGAACCCCGUCGCGCAGAUACCGUGACGAUAUUACUGUUACGGUGAUUGAACUGGACAUGGAAAAUGAGACGCCGGCACCGAAGGAUUUGUUAGAUGUCGGACCGGUGAUGCCUGUGGAAGAAGCCGAAGUCGAUCAAGCUAGACUGGCCAAACCGCCAAAGGCAUCUUGGUUAUCUGGAUGGAUUUGGUCGCGUCUGUAAUCAUUCUACUGCGAUCAAAUGAAUCCAAUUUCAAAUUGUCAUGUAAAUGAAACAUUCUAAACACUGAUGCCCCCGUGAUGUGGAAUUGUUAAUUGCCCAAUAAAUUCAUUAAAUGGUAACUGGACCUAUUGAAAGAACAAUGUCAAAACAACUUGGGGG
This is a messenger RNA of Radiomyces spectabilis, 1658 nucleotides long. Its product is annotated as phosphatase 2C-like domain-containing protein. Gene Ontology annotation, molecular function: protein serine/threonine phosphatase activity. The record is from RefSeq and is a predicted model, not a curated record. Bases 36 to 1499 code for a protein of 487 amino acids. The transcript is spliced from 4 exons. Gene Ontology annotation, biological process: protein dephosphorylation. Lineage: Eukaryota; Fungi; Mucoromycota; Mucoromycetes; Mucorales; Radiomycetaceae.